UCCCUCUUUCCUCCUUUCCAGCAGAAACCUUUGUAUAGUGCAGCUGGUGGUGAGGGGGGGAGGACAGUCUAUCUCUACCAGGAUACAGCCUCUUUCCACCAGACAACACUUCUUCUGUGCUCAUCACUUAAAAUAUAUUUUUGGGGGGUUACGAAAUCCGACUACUUUUUUUUGUUUAUAUAUUCUUCAGCAAACUAAUAGAUGUGAAAAUGUGUACAUGGGGGAACGCGCAGUCCUGCUCUAUUUGCGUUGAAGUUACAUCAAUUUUGUUUACUGUAAACUAGCUAAACUUUUUUUUUUUACGAAUACGUAUUAACUGAAUUACGGAUUCUGCCAUGGAUAUACCUUGGAGUACUGUCUACUUUUUAUUCCUGCUUCACAGCAGUAACAUCUCUUCCUGCAAAACCAGCCAAGAUGUUGAUGAAUGUGUGGACGGAACAGACAGUUGCCAUAUAGAUGCCAUCUGCCAGAAUACACCACGAUCUUACAAAUGUAUCUGCAAAUCUGGAUAUACAGGAGAUGGCAGGCAUUGCAAAGAUGUAGAUGAAUGUGAGCGGGACGAUAAUGCAGGAUGUGUACAUGAUUGUGUGAAUAUACCUGGCAACUAUCGAUGCAUGUGCUUUGAUGGAUUCCGACUAGCACAUGAUGGGCACAACUGUCUAGAUCUGGAUGAGUGCCUUGAUGGCAACGGGGGAUGCCAACAGACCUGUGUAAACAUGAUGGGGAGCUAUGAGUGUCGUUGCCGUGAAGGGUUUUUCCUCAGUGACAAUCAACACACCUGCAUCCAGCGUCCUGAAGAAGGUAUGAAAUGUAUGGACAAGAAUCAUGGUUGUGCGCAUAUUUGUCGAGAGACUGCUAAAGGAGUAUCCUGUGAAUGCAGACCAGGAUUUGAACUAACCAGAAAUCAGAGAGAUUGCAAAUUGACUUGUAACUAUGGAAAUGGUGGCUGUCAGCACACAUGUGAUGACACGGAUCAAGGUCCUCAAUGCGGCUGUCAUAUCAAGUUUGCCCUGCACUCUGAUGGCAAGACAUGCAUAGGGGAGAAACGCUACGAUCAAAUCCCUAGUGCUCCUAUCUUAGCCAAUGAGAGCUGCUCAGUGAACAAUGGUGGCUGUGACAGUCGAUGCCACGAUACACUAACAGGUGUGCAUUGCAGCUGUCCUAUGGGUUUCAUGCUACAGCCGGACAGAAAGACGUGUAAAGAUAUUGAUGAAUGUCGUCUGAAUAAUGGUGGCUGUGAUCACAUUUGUCGAAAUUCAGUUGGAAGUUUUGAAUGUGGCUGUAAAAAGGGGUAUAAACUCCUGAUUAAUGAAAGAGGUUGUCAGGACAUUGAUGAAUGCUCCUUUGAUAGGACAUGUGACCACACGUGUGUCAACUCUCCUGGAAGCUUCCAGUGUCUAUGUCACAAAGGCUAUGCUCUGUAUGGGCUUACACAUUGUGGAGAUGUGGAUGAGUGCAGCAUCAACAAAGGAGGGUGCAAAUUCAGCUGUACUAACACUCCUGGAAGCUUUGAAUGCACCUGCCCCCCAGGCUUCAAACUUCACUGGAAUCGCAAAGACUGUACUGAGCUGGUGAAAUGUUCAGUGGGUGCCAAUCCAUCUCGUACCUCUUUGUCCUGCAGUCGAAAUGGAAAAAAGGAGACCUGUUCCCUAAACUGUACCUCCAAAUCUUUGUUCUUACCAGAGUCUGACAGCAAUUUCAUGUACAGCUGUGGAGUUCCAUCUCUUAAAUCAUCAAAGCAGAUCAACAACAGCAGCCAGCACUGCGCUGAAUCUGCACCAUUAAAACAAAUCAUAUCCUUCAAGCUUAAAGACUCCAGAUGUGGUUUCAGAGUGUGUGGAAAACACAAAGGAGAAGAUAAUGCAAAAAAUGGAGGUGGGACAUCUUCUUGUUCAGACUGCCAAUUGACACAUGUAAACCUGAAAUGCAAUUCUUCUUGGAAGCUCAGAGAUCAUCGUUCACGUUCUGCACUCAAUAAAGAAGUUGCCAAAAUUACCGUAGAACUUGAAGCUGAAGUUAAACUGGAUGAAGCCACAGGAAGCUGUGGACCACCAUGUCUUCGCCAGAGGCUGGAACGCAAGGUAAAAUCUCUACUAAAAUCUUUGAAGAAGUCCAUUAACCAGGAUCGGUUUGUUAUUCGCUUAGCUGGAGUGGAAUAUGAGGUUGCUCAAAAGGUUACCACAGCAACUGACAGAGUUGAGAGCUGCAUUCCUGGUCAGCAAAGAAUAGGGGGUAAAUGUGUUAGCUGCUUACCUGGUACAUACUAUAAUGGCCAAAUGGACCAAUGUCAAACGUGUCCCCCAGGAACAUAUCAGGAUAAGGUGGCACAGUUACUAUGUAUUCGUUGUCCAGGAGCAGAACCAUCUGGACCGUUGGGAGCCACAAACAUCACAGCAUGCACAGGUCAAUGUCCCCCAGGACAUUUUUCAAAAGAUGGUUAUAAGCCAUGCCAGCUAUGUCCACGUGGCAUGUACCAGCCAGAAGGGGGGCGCACACAAUGUCUUGCAUGUGGAGGAGGGCUUAAUACCAAACAUGAAGGGGCUCAAACUUUUCAGGAUUGCGAAACAAAAGUUCAGUGUUCCCCUGGCCAUUAUUACAACAUAACAUUUCAUCGUUGCAUCCGCUGCACAGUUGGCUUUUAUCAGCCAGAAUUCCGUCAAAAUUUCUGCAUAUCAUGUCCAGGAAACUCAAGCACAGAUUCUGAUGGCUCCACCAGUGUUACCCAGUGCAAAAAUCGGCAUUGUGGUGGGGAGUUGGGGGAUUUUACGGGUUUCUUGGAGUCUCCAAAUUAUCCAGGGAACUAUCCAUCCAGUGUGGAGUGCACCUGGAGCAUCAGUCCUCCUGACAAACGGAAAAUUCUGCUGGUAGUUCCUGAAAUUUUUCUGCCUUCAGAGGACGAAUGUGGAGACCUGCUGGUCAUGCGCAAAAAUGCAUCUCCUUCAUCCAUCACCACCUACGAGACUUGUCAGACAUAUGAACGGCCAAUUGCAUUCACAGCACGCUCUCGCAAACUAUGGGUUCACUUUAAGAGUAAUGAGGUCAACAGUGCCCGUGGCUUCCAAGUUCCAUAUGUGACUUACGAUGAGGAUUAUGAGCAGUUAGUUGAGGAUAUCGUGCGAGAUGGACGCUUAUAUUCCUCAGAAAAUCAUCAAGAAAUUCUCAAAGAUAAGAAAUUAAUUAAAGCCUUUUUUGAGGUCCUCGCACAUCCACAAAAUUACUUCAAAUACACAGAGAAACACAAGGAAAUGCUACCUCGCUCUUUUAUCAAACUUUUGCGCUCCAAAGUUUCUGCUUUCUUACAACCCUUCAAGUAACACCGGUCGUGCAACAGGUCUGCAGACAAGGGGGUCACAGAGAACAUCUAUACAUAUGCAUAUCGCUCCAGAGUUGCUUUUAUAACUGUAUGGGCAAAGAUGACCUUUGGAGAAUCAGAAUAUAACUGUAUCUGGAGGUUUGUCAUACUAAGGACCACGGUAAUACUGUGGACAAAUAAAACUUUUAAGUUGCUACACUAGGUUUCUAAAAUGUGAGAAUCCUCAAUGACCUACAGCUAACACUGUAAAACCCAGAUGGCAGUACAAGCGAACUUAGGACAAUAUUGAUUCAUUGGAUUUUCAGAAGUCAUGUUAUAGUUCUUGUAAUUUCUGGAUAACACCAUUGAAAGGCCCUUUAUGACAAACAGAUUUACGGAAUCAUUCUGAAUCUAUACACAUUACUAUGAGCCUAGUUUUUGGAAUGUAUUGAUCAUUUGUGAAUGUUUACAUGCCGUGCUUAUGGGAUUUAGAUUUCCAAUAUUUUCAAUGUUCUCUGAAUCAAUAAUCAUAGAAGUCAUUACUUUUAGAAACUAUUUUAUAAUAUGUAUGUUUACUGCAUAAUUAGAACUGCAAGAAUCUAAAGUGUUCUUUCAAAGGGGAGCGGUGAGGGUGUUUCUUUUUUUUUUUCUGCAGAAACACUAAGCUUAGUGUUUCCUUAUUUCCUGCUGAAAUGUUCCUACAAGGUGUAUUUCCCCUUUAUAUAAAGCAGAAUGUGGAACCUCUCAUAGAUGAAGUUGAACUGUCAAAAAGAAUAAUAAGACGACAAUAACACAGCAUGUGAGAACAACUCACUCUGAUCAUCACAAUUAUUUAAAGAUUUGUUGAACACACAUUUAAAAAAUGUAUAUGAUGAACUUAGAUGUACAUUAGAACCAUAACUAUAUUUUGACUAGGGUAAUUUUAUAAAAUAAUAAUUAGACAAUAAAUGUCUACAGGUUUUGAGCAAAACAUAAAGGCAUUUUUUUUUUGAGACUACAAUAGUAAAACUGAAGUAAGACUGCAACCUUCAAGUGAUUAUCAAAAUAUUGCUGUUGUUGAAAAAUAUUGGUGGGCUACCUUUGUGGCAAAUCACCUCGCUUUAACUGUGUUCAAUGUGUCUAUGACCCCCUAAAUGUUUCAACUGUAUAAAUAAAGAUGUUUGCACUUGAGCAAGAAAAUGUAUUUUCUUUGUAAUAUGUAUUAUAAAAACUGUAUAUUUUAACAAUUACAUUAGGAUAUAUAAUAAUGACUAAUCUCUAUU
This is a messenger RNA of Pelobates fuscus (common spadefoot toad), 4554 nucleotides long. RefSeq names its product signal peptide, CUB domain and EGF like domain containing 3 (gene SCUBE3). The coding region runs from base 336 to 3314 and encodes 992 amino acids. Lineage: Eukaryota; Metazoa; Chordata; Amphibia; Anura; Pelobatidae. The record is from RefSeq and is a predicted model, not a curated record. Gene Ontology annotation, cellular component: cell surface. Gene Ontology annotation, biological process: signal transduction. The transcript has 24 exons. Gene Ontology annotation, molecular function: calcium ion binding.